GUACAUACCAUCCGUGCACCGUGUCCAUUGCCUAGUAGCUGUCUGUUCUUCCCUCCUCCUCACUCAGUUGAGUGAGUGGUGCCCUGCCAUGCCUCUGCUGGUGUCCCUGGUCUUGUCUGUAGUGCUAUACGGCUCGUACAGCGGUGGAGGAGGACCAUCACCCGCACCCUCCACACCCACAAGCCCAGACCACGCGUCCUUCAAGCUCAUCAUCUCUUCGCCAACACCCGCCUCUUCUCCAUCGCCAUUAUCAUGCUUCUCCACAGCUGCUGUCCGCUCCCCCCCGCGGCCUUUGAGGUGUUCCUCCAGGUCCUUCUCCUGCUUGUCCUGCAGUCUCAUGACGUCCUCCAUGUCCAGCUCUUCACCAUGCUCCUUGACUGCGGUGAGGAUGGCGUCGUCCUGCUGCUCGAGCCCCGCCCACAUGGAUGCGGCUGCCGAUUGGUCGCCGUCCUUGCCCCACUUCUUGAUGCGGCCCAGAUGGAUGGGAUCCUCAGCGGCAGCAGCUGCUGUGAUGUCCUCGUGCAGGACGUUGGCCAGCAGGAUGGGAUUGCCAGAUGCAGCGAUGACGCGCUCCUCGCUGAAGGCGGCAGCGGCGCCCAGCCACGAGACGAGGAGGAUGACCAGAUUCCCGGCAUGCUCACCGGGCGGCAUUCUCAGGAAUUG
Vitrella brassicaformis is the source of this 663-nucleotide messenger RNA. The record is from the annotation of a GenBank genome assembly. Lineage: Eukaryota; Vitrellaceae.